AUGGUGGAUAAUGAACAAUUUCCGUUGAUUAUCAAAAAUGUCACCGAAGAAGAAGACACGACAAUCAAAAAAUAUUACAAAGGUUAUGUACGCCCCUUCGUUCGAAUCGGGCCCCACGGCUACCUCUGGCCCGCUGGGUACGCAGAUCAUGCUGCGGAAAUUCACAAGUUAGACGUUCGACCUGACGACAUAUGGGUAACAAGCUUUUCGCGAUCAGGCACUACGUGGCUUCAAGAGUUAGUGUGGCUAGUCAAGAAUGAUCUUGACUUUGAAACGGCAUCUAAUGUCCCAGUUUCGAAACGUUACGCUUUUCUCGAAUACCCAACCCUAUCCUCAGAAGUUAAGAAAGAAACUCCAAAUCCCAACUUCGAGAAUCGCAAAGCUACUGAGGAGGACUUUAGGAGCUUGCCCCAGCUGCCUUCGCCGCGUUAUAUAAAAUCCCACGUGCCACUGUCACUUCUACCACCAAAAUUGCUGGACGUUGCAAAGGUCUUCUAUAUCGCCCGAGAUCCUCGAGAUGUGGCAGUUUCUUACCACUUCAUGCACAUUCUAUUCCGAUACUUUGAUCAAGGUGUUCAAUUCAAGGAAUUUUGGGAACUCUUUAGAAACAACUUAAUUUUUCACUUGCCACUGGAGGAACAAGUAAGAGAAGCUUGGGAGCAACGUAACCGUCCCAACAUGAUGUUUGUGUUAUACGAAGAAAUGCAGAAAGAUCUCGCUGGUGUUAUAAACAAAGUAUGUUCAUUUCUUGGUAAGGAAUAUACGGAAGAGAAGAAAAAGGAAUUGACUCAGUUUCUACAAUUUGAAAAUAUGAACAAGAAACCAACCUAUUCGGUUGACAAAGAAAAGAACCCUGAGCUGAAGUUCAUGCGCAAAGGCAAAUCUGGCAAUUGGGUUCAAUAUUUCGACGAUCAAAUGACGAAAGAAGCUGAGCAGUACAUGAGCAAAUAUCUCGAGUGCACGAAGUUACCUUUUUCCAAUAUGAAUAAU
This is a messenger RNA of Iphiclides podalirius (scarce swallowtail), 990 nucleotides long. The record is from the annotation of a GenBank genome assembly. NCBI's taxonomy places the organism in Eukaryota, Metazoa, Arthropoda, Insecta, Lepidoptera, Papilionidae.